CAACGCUGGAUCGAGGCGCUAAGUCUUAUUUUCAUUCUCGAUGUAAUAAAAGAAAAAAAUGCGUUUUAUUUAAUAUUGGAUUUUUAAUUGAUUGAAGCGGUAGGACACAUUUCGAAAUGCGCUACGGACAACUAGUGAUGGGCCCUGCAGGAAGUGGAAAGUCCACAUAUUGCGCUACUAUGCAACGGCAUGGUUACGAUGAUAAACGGCUAAUCAAGGUAGUCAACCUAGAUCCGGCUGCUGAAGCGUUCGAAUAUCAACCGUUCAUCGACAUUCGAGAUUUGAUCCAGCUGGACGAUGCCAUGGAAGAUGAAGAGCUGCAUUACGGUCCGAAUGGUGGGUUAGUCUUCUGUAUUGAAUAUUUGCUGGAGAAUUCUGACUGGUUGAGAGAUCAAUUGUGUGGAAUCGAUUCGGUAGAUGGCGAUGAGGAUGGGGGUGGAGGAGUGACUGAUGGUGGAGAAGAGCCGGACGAUGACUACAUAUUGUUCGAUAUGCCAGGACAGAUUGAAUUGUACACACAUUUGCAAGCAGGGAAACAGUUAGCGAAGUUAUUAGAGUCUUGGAAUUUUCGUCUAUGUUCAGUGUUUUUGGUGGAUUCACAAUUUAUGAUCGACGGAGCAAAGUUUUUAUCGGGAACUAUGGCCGCGCUCAGUGUGAUGGUGAACAUGGAAUUGCCACAUGUUAACAUUCUGAGUAAAAUGGAUUUACUAAGUAAAACUAGUAAAGGGCAACUGGAUAAGUACUUGGAGCCUGAUCCUCAAGCGUUACUAGGUGAAAUUACGAAUGAAUCAUCGUGGGGCCGGAAAUACAGGAAGCUAUCUGAAACCAUUGGUCUGCUUAUAGAAGACUUCAGCUUAGUUCGUUUCACGCCCCUGAACAUCAACGAUGAAGAAAAUAUUGCCGACAUGUUACUGAUGAUUGACAAUGUGAUACAAUUCGGUGAAGACGCUGACGUUAGGACUCGAGAUUUUGACCCACCUGAGCCAGAUGACCUGGGGGAUGAUGACGAAAAGUACUUCCAGGACUAGGAAAUAUAUAUCAGUUACAUGUGUCAUUGUUCGAAAUGCUUUAUUCUCAA
Messenger RNA from Malaya genurostris, 1078 nucleotides. RefSeq names its product GPN-loop GTPase 3. The record is from RefSeq and is a predicted model, not a curated record. NCBI's taxonomy places the organism in Eukaryota, Metazoa, Arthropoda, Insecta, Diptera, Culicidae. Gene Ontology annotation, molecular function: GTPase activity. The coding region runs from base 117 to 1028 and encodes 303 amino acids. The transcript is spliced from 2 exons.